AUGUUUCAUCCAAAAUUUCACAAGACAGAGAAGCGUUAUGAAUGUAAGGAAUGUGGGAAAGCAUUUAAUCAGCCCUCACACCUGUCCAGACAUAAAAGAAUUCACACUGGAGAGAGGCCGUAUGAAUGUAAGGAAUGUGGGAAAGCAUUUAAUCAGCUCUCACACCUCUCCAUACAUACAAGAAUUCACACUGGAGAGAGGCCCUAUGAAUGUAAGGAAUGUGGGAAAGCCGUUAAUCAGCUCUCACACCUCUCAAGACAUAAAAGUAUUCAUACUGGAGGGAGGCCCUAUGAAUGUAAGGAAUGUGGGAAAGCAUUUAAUAAGCUUUCAUACCUCUCCAAACAUAAAAGAAUUCACACUGGAGAGAGGCCCUAUCAAUGUAAGGAAUGUGGGAAGGCAUUUAGUUUUUCCUCAGCCUUGUAUAGACAUAAAAGUAUUCACAGUGCAGGGAGGCCCUAUGAAUGUAAGGAAUGUGGGAAGGCAUUCAGUUGUUCCUCUUUGCUCUCUUUACAUAAAAGAAUUCACAGUGGAGAGUUG
Messenger RNA from Orycteropus afer afer, 537 nucleotides. Lineage: Eukaryota; Metazoa; Chordata; Mammalia; Tubulidentata; Orycteropodidae. The record is from RefSeq and is a predicted model, not a curated record.